Molecule: messenger RNA, 1020 nt
Organism: Aureobasidium pullulans EXF-150
Lineage: Eukaryota; Fungi; Ascomycota; Dothideomycetes; Dothideales; Saccotheciaceae
Exons: 1
Coding region: 1-1020 (339 amino acids)
Source: RefSeq, a predicted model, not a curated record
AUGCCACCUACUCCUCCCGACACUCCAACUGUCGAAAUCUCGGAUUGGUCCUUCAUGCCGCCCAAGCCUAGCGAAGUCAAACACCAGUACGAGCAGCCCAAAGUUCCCAAGAUCGUCAUCAAAGACCACAGCUCUUCCACCAUGACUACCAUCAGCGCCCCUGUCUCGGCCAUAAUGGACCUUUCCAUCUCUUCGAACCAUGACACCAACACUGUGACUACAUCUUCUCCCGCUGUCGAAAAGCCCAACACGCAAACCACCUCGAUGAUUCCCAUCAACAGAAACUCGGUUGGUCUCUCGAACACAGCCUCGUCCCCAUUCAGAAACAUGUCAGUCGUCCACACCACUCCUGCCAUGGCCACUACGGACUCCUCUUCGGCCAACUUGGUCAAUCAACCCACUGCUUCGGAAGAGGACAUUGUCCAGUGGUACAUCUACCACGCCGACCGUGCAGCUAAGAGCUUGCGCUACGACUUGCGUGAGAUUGACCUGAAGAUGGACCGCUUUGUUCGCCGCAUUAACGACCUGAACGCCCAGUGCGCGGCCCUUCAGGAUCUUAUGUCGACCAAUGCAUCGGCAGCCCUCAACCCCAACACCCAGCAGCACCGCCGUACUAGAAGUACUCCGGCUGUCCAGGGUAAUGACUACUACACCCGUAAGGAGAAGGAGAUCCGAGACGCCAUCAAGGAGGCCUUUGAGAGUCUUCGUUCGACCCUCACCUUCUACCGCAAGCACCGUGUGGCCCCACUUGAGCUCGUCAAUGCCAAAGCCGAUGUCGCUAUGCCUGGCUACUGGUCUUUGGAUGCGUACGGCAAGCGUCGUGCUCUCUUCCACUUCUACAAUCGCAACAAGGACAUCUCCAAGCCUGGCGACCGCGCUCACUACCACGACGCCAUGGCUCUGUUGGACGCUUGCACCGCCAUGUCGCUCAACCAAGACUUUGUCGACAAGAUUGACAGAUGGGAGAGUCAGAUCAGCGCCAUGAAGAGUGAGUCGGGACCCGAUACCGUCAUCCCUUGA